This is a messenger RNA of Ostrea edulis (European flat oyster), 5184 nucleotides long. Its product is annotated as hepatocyte growth factor receptor-like. Gene Ontology annotation, molecular function: protein binding; transmembrane receptor protein tyrosine kinase activity; ATP binding. Gene Ontology annotation, biological process: cell surface receptor protein tyrosine kinase signaling pathway; multicellular organism development; protein phosphorylation. Gene Ontology annotation, cellular component: signaling receptor complex. Bases 448 to 4410 code for a protein of 1320 amino acids. NCBI's taxonomy places the organism in Eukaryota, Metazoa, Mollusca, Bivalvia, Ostreida, Ostreidae. The record is from RefSeq and is a predicted model, not a curated record. The transcript is spliced from 20 exons.
AAGAGAUAUAAUUUCAUGUAAACAAUGUGCAGAAGGAAUUACAACUGGGUUUUUUUUCUCGUGAAAUAUAUAUAAAAGUGUUUUAUUGAUAAAUUUAUAAAGUGUCAUGUACAUUAAAGUUAUUCAGUUCAACCGCGGUGUGUCUAUUGUUUGCACUUGAAAUAUCUCUCAAAUAAGUUUGUGGUUUUGGGUAUGUAAAGGAUAUUUGUAAUUCAGCGAUUGUCAGAUUUCUAUCUGUGACAUGUUCCAGGACGAUCUCUGUCUCCGGGGAUACCAGUCGGUGUAAGUUAGGAUGAGUUAGAUUUUCCUUCCUCUUUCCAAAUAUGAUUUAAGUGGAUACUUUGAAAACUUAACGAUGCGGAAACAGAAGAGCGGAUUUGUCAUAUAGUUUUACGACGAUAUGGAGUGUGCAUGAGAGCAAAGUGGUGAGAAACUGGAAUCAUCACUAUGACGACGUACUUAGUUGUUGUUCUUCUACUGAAUACUCCCCGAAUCAUUCAAACAUUUUAUCUAACAAGAGAGACAGAUGACCCAUCUUCGGAUCUCAGAAAAAUCGCCAUUGAUAAAAAAUCCGGAGACAUUUUUGCCGGUGGGAAAAAUGCUUUAAUGCGAAUGAAUUCCAAUUUUGAAAAAAUGUUCAGUAUUUCUGUGGGACCAAGGAAAAACAGUAAAAAUUGCCCACCAUCAGAAAUACACACUUGUGCAAAUGCAACACUAACUGAUAAUGUUGUAGAAGUCUUGGAGUACUUUCCAGCGAUAAACCAAACCAUUAUGUGUGGGUCUGUGCAGUACGGAAACUGUAGCUUAUUGUAUAAAAAUAAUAUCAAACCGUUACCUGACAGAGAACCUGCAAAUUAUUUAGGAAGCAAGUAUGGGUCCAUUAUUGUACCAUUUCAGAAAACAACAGGUUGGGUUUAUUUUACUGGAACGAGUUGGGAUGGGAGAACUCUCAAGCAAAACACGCACAACGAAUUUUCUUUUAAGAGGUUUGAUGAUUCAGUCUUUUCCCGCGAAACUGCGUAUUCUGAACUUCGGCUUUGCGUCCGAGAACGACAACAAUCGAAUCUGAAAUUCAUUUAUGGAUUCCAAGAUGAAAACUUUGUGUAUUCGAUCUAUCUAAAAAUAAGAAAAGAGGGUGGAACAGAGCAUUUUGAAACCAAAAUAUCGCGGAUUUGCAAACUUGAUGACUACAUGGGCACGUUUCAAGAAAGAAUAUUAAAGUGUAAUCAGCAUAAUAUUGCAACUGCUGCUUAUUAUUCUGCGAAAGAGCAUUUGUAUGUGGCUUUCGGAACAGGACGUGGGUCUUUGGAAGCUGGGCCUUCCUCAGUAGUCUGCAGAUUCCGGGAUAUAAAAGAACAAUUUGACGAUGAUUUUAAGAGUUGUUACACCUAUUUGACAAGUUCCGGAUAUACUCCUCCGAGAUGGAAAAACUGCAACAAUGACAGAAAAUACAUGUGUAAAAGAAAUAAAAAUUUUACGCUGGACAACUUCUGUACAAAAGAUAGGCAUUUAGAUGGAAUUGAAAAUUUAGAGCACUGGAACCCUCAUAGAGUUUCAUUGAUACAAACAGACAACAGUAAAUUGUUCACAUCCGUUUACGCUCAGAAUCUAACAGGGCAUUCAAGUGAAAUACUAUGGGUCGGAACCAGCGAUGGACUGCUUUUAAAGGCAGAUAGCAACUCACCUAAAGUAUAUGGCAGAUUUGAUCUGACAAAAAACAGAAGCAUCAAGAUAGAAGCGGAUGUAGAAACAGAUCAGAGUGGGUCGUACGCUUAUUUUUUAUACGGAAAUAAGGUUUCGAAAUUCCCAUUAUACUCGUGCCAAUUUCACACGACCUGUGGAGCAUGUGUAAAGAGUAAUGAUUCUUUGGUAUGUGGUUGGUGUAAAGAUGCUUGUCUGCAGGAAGGGGAGUGUGCAACCACGUGGUACAAUACAAGCUGUCCGCCAUUCAUUCACAAGCUUUCUCCAGAAAGCGGUCCAGUAGAGGGUGGCACCGUGCUUUAUUUGACGGGAGAAAAUUUUGGGAAACCCAAUAUUUCGUCUUCCUCGGUAUCCAUUGGAACAUCCAAAUGUGAAGAGAUCGAAUGGAACGAUACAAACAUAUGUUGUAACCUGACAUCGUCAGAAAAUGGACCCUUUACAAGUCAAAUCAUAGUAGAAAUUCAUCCCCAAAAGUCUAUAAAUGGCUACGAAAUUAAAGGAAAAUCAGAAGUAGGCGUAUUCAACUUCUCAUUCAAGGUUCCGGUGGUGACGUCUAUGAGUCCUUCGUUUGGUCCACGACGCGGUAAUACCAUCGUAACCAUCACUGGGAACAAUCUAGACAUUGGUUCCAAUACCUUUCUAUCCAUGUGUCAAGUUAUCAGGAAAAGUUCUUCCAACCUUGUCUGCAAAAUAAAUGAGUGUCUGCUUGUUCAAUCUGGCAGAGUUGGUAUGAAAUACACCAAACAGUGUCCGUAUUGUGAUGACGUCAUAAUGGAGAUUGACAAAUUUAAAACCGUUAUCAAUGGAACAUUUUGUUACAAGCAAAACCCUCAUAUCGAAAGAAUUUCACGUACAAGUACCACCACAAGUGGUGGGUUGAAGUUCAAAAUAAAAGGACGUCAAUUUGAUUCUGUUCACAAUUAUGUAUUUCGUUUUGUGAUAAAUACCACGCAUAAUGAAGAUAUGAAUUGUACACAGACCAAUGGUACAGAGCUGGUGUGUGAGACGCCGGAUUUAACGAACAUGUCUAUUGAACACAGUCGUUUACAAGUCGUUGUACUUCUUGAGAACGAUGACUUCUAUUGGAAACUGUGGACCAAAGACAAACCAUUUUACAUAAGAGUUCACCAAGAUCCUGAGAUCGAGGGUUUGAAAGAAAUUUUACACGACACACAUCUUCUGGAGCUACAGGGAAGGAACCUUGAGGGCUUACAAACAGAGGAUAUACGUGUUACACUAGAUGACAUAGAAUGCCCUAUGGUGGAUGUAACACCGACAUCGUUGAAGUGCGACUUAACAACUGCUAUAGAUAAAUACCAUAUUCUGGAGAGGGGUUUGGCACUAAGAACUAAGAUAACAAUUGGAAAUCUAGCCAUUUCUUUUGGACACGUGACCAUUCAACACCAAGCGAAGCUAAAUCUUACAGGGAACAAGACGAUAGUCCCAGUAACUUUGAUAAGUGUAUUAAUCGUUCUAAUGUUGAUUUGUGUCAUAUGUAUGCACAGGAAAAGGGUCGGACCAUUUAAACGAAGAAUACUGCGCCACGAGACAGUUAUUUUCCACGCCGACAGUUCUGUCCCACAGAUGUCCCGUAGACUAAUGCCGGAUCCCGAACCCGAGAGUAGUACGAGUGCCCGAUUAAAUGACUAUGUUGGAGAUUUCGAUGGGAAAAUGGAGCAGGCGUUUGGGGGCCUUUAUAAUGAUUUCAAAGACACGGUUGCAGUGCUUGAGAAACAAAACCUUCUGAUCGAUGGAGAUUCUUUACGAUUUGAUCGGAAUUGCUCUAAUUUGGGACGAGGGAACUUCGGUUGUGUGUACAAAGCAUUCCUCCAGAGACCUGGGGAUACCUUUGAACUCGUAGUGGCCGUGAAAACUAUAAUAAGAUCCACUGACGCCGACAUCAAUGCGUUCUUGAAUGAAGCACUGAUCAUGAAAGACUUUAACCACCCCAAUGUUCUCACAUUGAUCGGAAUCACUCUGGACAAAGGGGAAUUCCCCAUGGUCAUCCUACCAUUCAUGCAGAAUGGGUCUUUGUUGUCUUUUAUCAGGAAUGAGGACAAUAUGCCAACUGUCAAGCUUCUGGUGACCUAUGGCCUCCACAUAGCGCGUGGAAUGGAAUACAUGGCAGAAAACAAGUUUGUCCACAGAGAUUUAGCGGCAAGGAAUUGCAUGAUGGAUUCCGACUUCAUUGUAAAAGUUGCAGAUUUUGGAUUGACCCGGGAUGUUUAUUCAAAAGAAUAUUACAGCAGUGAAAACAAACAACGACUUCCGGUAAAAUGGAUGGCCCCCGAGAGCCUGGAACAAGGCAAAUACUCUGCUAAAUCAGAUGUCUGGUCCUUUGGGAUUUUACUAUGGGAAUUGAUGACAAGAGGAGCCAUCCCGUACCCGGAGGUUGAUAACUGGGAUGUCUGCACAUACAUAAAAACCGGAAGGAGACUGCCCAGACCGGAAUAUUGCCCGCCGCAUCUGUAUCGACUCAUGCGAAUGUGUUGGCAAGAAGAUCUAGCACAACGCCCCACAUUUAGUCGACUGAGGGAAGAAAUCGAACGACUUAUAGAUAUCAAAAACAACAGUAAAUUGGCCGGCGACACUCAAGUGGAGCUGGAGAGGUGCACACACUAUCAUUAUAUGGACGAGAUGAGUCUUGCCCGGCAACGAAGCCUGAGUACCAAAUGGUCUGUGUCAUCUGAGGAUGCUGCUUUGCUGUAAAAUCCGAUGUAGGAAAUCUGUCAAGAAUGGGGUUGUACUUUACUAGUGAGAGGAAUGGAGGGUUGUGCUCCAUUGCUUUGGCAGUUAUCGUCUGCUGCAGGAAAUUAUCAAAGGAAAUAUGUAGAGGAAUAUUGUCAGAUGUUCAUAUAAUCGUCAAUAGAUAUAAGUUAGAUUGGAUAUGGAUUGUGUUUAGUUAACCUGUGAAUUAUUGGAAUAAGUUUAAUACUUUCAAUUUAUCUUACGCUAUUUCAUAUCUGAAAAUUUGCUUUUCAUUGACAAUGUUUGCAGAUUUUAAGAUGGAACGUUUCAUUAGUGAUUAAGGGGUAUUGUUUACUAUUGGAUUACAAAUAUGUGCUUUCAGUGAUUACAUAUACAUCCCUUAUUAACAGUUCAAAAUACACAUCAGAAUGAUCAUUCAAUAAGGGCGGCAUAUCACCGAAAUGUCUUCAAACAAUUUAAAAAGUGUGCUAAAAUUCCUCGGGGAUUAAUAUGUGUUCACGUUUGAUUUUUCUCAUUGCUUUUGUCAAUUCAGAGCAAUGCCCAACUUACAAUUUGUGUUUCAUAUUUCCACCUCCAUAUUUAAAAGACGUCAAUUUAUCUACAUGUAAGUUGAAUUAGAAUGAUGUUCAUAACUUGCCCAUUUUCGUUGUUUACACUUUGAUCUCCUAUAACAUAGGGCCUGAGCUGGACCACAGGACAGCUAGUCUUGAACUGUUAUUCGUUUUUUAUGAAGAAUUUUGUAAAUAUAUUGAAAUAAAAAAAACAUUAAAGCGU